GCAUGUAGCUACAUUGGAAACUCCUCCACCACACCCUGGAGCUCUUCCCCGCUUGACCCACUCAUACCAGCUACUCCACCGCCCACCAUGCUCCUUGCAAGUCUGCGCUCGUCUGCCCUACGUGGCCUCCGCUCCUCCUCGCCUUCUUUCGUCUCGCCAUUGGGGGCAGGUAGACGCGCAAUGUCUCAAUACACCCUCUCCUCGUACAUCGUCACCCCCGCCGAGCUCAACACUGCUUUGCAGAAGAACGUCCACAGCAAAUUGUCCACCGCCCCCAAGGUCAUUCCACUUUGCGCAUCCUGGUUUCUCCCCAACGAUGGACGAAACGGCUUGGACACCUUCAAGGAAUGUCGGAUUCCUCAUGCGCGCUUCUUUGACUUGGACGAAGUCAAGGACCCCGACUCCAUCUAUCCACACAUGCUGCCUUCCGCCGCGCAGUUCGCAAAGGCAAUGGGCCGCCUUGGCAUCCGAAGGGACGACAGCGUGGUAGUCUACGAUACGAAGGAACUCGGUCUUUUCUCAGCACCCAGGGUGGGCUGGACCCUGCAGACCUUUGGUCAUCCCAAUGUCCACGUCCUGAACAAUUUCCGCAAAUGGGUCGACGAAAGCUACCCGACAGAGAGCGGCAUUGAAGCUCAUCCCACCGAGGUGGAAUACCCGGUGCCCCAACUCGACCAAGCCAAGGUGAUUGCCUUUGAAGAGGUCAAGGAGAUAGCCAAAGAGCUGGGCAAGGAGGGCGCCGAGGAGGUGCAGAUCUUGGACGCGAGGAGUCUCGGUCGCUGGAAGGGCACCGACCCAGAACCUCGUGAAGGCGUAUCUUCCGGUCAUAUUCCCUACUCCAUCUCCGUGCCUCUCCCCGAACUCCUCGAUCCCAACGAUAAGACACUGCUUCCUGCGUCCAAGCUGCAAGAGGUGUUCAAAUCCAAAGGUGUCGACCCUUCGAAGCCUAUCGUGAGCAGCUGUGGUACGGGAGUCAAUGCCGCCGUCAUUGAUGCUGCCCUCACAGAAGCUGGCUUCCCGCUACAAAACCGAAGAGUCUAUGAUGGAAGUUGGACUGAGUGGGCCCAACGAGUGCAUCCAUCCGAAAGUCUCAUUCGCAAGACCGAGUAA
This is a messenger RNA of Periconia digitata, 1110 nucleotides long. Lineage: Eukaryota; Fungi; Ascomycota; Dothideomycetes; Pleosporales; Periconiaceae. The record is from the annotation of a GenBank genome assembly.